AUGUCAACUGCAAAAUCUUCAAAUUCUCUUGAUAAAGAAAUUGGAAAGUUGUGCCUUCAAAAUUCUGAUGAACUUCUGUUCAAAUCCUUUAUGGCCACAAAAAAUCGAAUCACAACAUCAAUCCCUCCUCAAAACAAUAGUAUAGUAAAUAGCACCACCAACCUCAAUCCUCCACUCGACUAUGACAUAGUAAUUUCCCCUCUUGGAUAA
Dentiscutata erythropus is the source of this 210-nucleotide messenger RNA. NCBI's taxonomy places the organism in Eukaryota, Fungi, Glomeromycota, Glomeromycetes, Diversisporales, Gigasporaceae. The record is from the annotation of a GenBank genome assembly.